Filobasidium floriforme is the source of this 1193-nucleotide messenger RNA. RefSeq lists its product as uncharacterized. The coding region runs from base 143 to 817 and encodes 224 amino acids. NCBI's taxonomy places the organism in Eukaryota, Fungi, Basidiomycota, Tremellomycetes, Filobasidiales, Filobasidiaceae. The transcript is spliced from 2 exons. The record is from RefSeq and is a predicted model, not a curated record.
AUCGACUGGACUCGACGCUGUGCUCGCUGUUGUUACCAGCUCGAGUGGAUCCCCUCGACUCGUCGUCAGAAGCGGCCGGCUGGCUCGCGUGCGACAUAUCUCGGCCACCCGAGCUGGAUUCAGCCUCAAAUCUCGCCAUCACAUGGUCAACCAUUCGGGAAAGCAUGACCGAGAUGUCAUUUUGGCCUCCAAGAUGCGCGUGCGGGUUGGCCUCGGCAUGAUAACCCGCCAUGAAGCUCUGAAAUUCUUCCUCAGACUCGAACGUCAACACUUCGUACACAGGGAAGGCUUCCAUGGACUCGUCGUCCACCAUCUCGACCUCAGGGAAGGCUUCGCGGGCCCAAUCGACGACUUGGAGGCGUUGGACGUCAUUUCCAGCCCACUCUUCGAAGGCGUCGGGGCCCUUGAUGUUCAUGAAGUCGGCAGUUAUCUGUUUGAAAGGGAAGACCCCAACGUCUUUGUAGAUGGAAUUGCAGUUCUCUUCCGCAUGGGCCUUGAUAAGCAAGAUGGCAUCCAGACCUUCGGCCGCAACGUGUUCUUCCAAAGCGUACAAAAGGGCGCUCAAGUUCUCCGUAUAAUUGGGAGACUGGCCAUUCUCUUGACUUUCCCUCAUGAAGGUGGCGAUGGCUUCGAGAUCGUCUUUAACUCCAGGCAUUUCGGUCAGGUUGUGCUUGUUGUUGGUGGCGAAGGAAAAGAUAAGGGGCGAGGGAGGAAUGCUUUAAGGCGUUGUCUUGAAUCACGAUUGGCGGGUAAUCCACUCCUUGUCCCUGCUCUUUCGGCGAUCCUUAUAUGUUCUCUCCGCACACCUAGGUCAUAGUCAGGUCACCCAUCCUAUCAAACCGACCAGUUCGCGAACACUCCGUUGUCUACGGGUCCACCCUACGAUCAAAAGAAGCAUUCGGUCAGGGCCUGAGCAUCCUUCCGGACUAGCGCUCCUUUCUUGGCACUUCCCACUUGUGGUGGACACAACCUUUGUCUUGCCUUCCUUUCAGAUGUACUUCUUUUGUGAACACAGUUGCCUAUGCGGAUGGAUUGACAAAUGGUUCUUCUUCAAGUCAAACGAUGCAAGGGGUCUCAAUUCAGUGCUCAUGCUGCACAAACCGACUUCCGCAUAUCGCCACACAGCAAGCGCAAUGGGAGAGUGAAGAAGGGGGUAUCGAGCCAGGCGCGCUUCUCGCUUUCUCGAGGCGUCG